GUUCUGAAGCAGCUGCCGGUGCGCAUCGAGUGCGCAACCACAUACGGCGACCGGCUGCUGCUGGGCACGUCGACGGGGGCGCUGCUCGUCUACCGCAUCACCGAGCCAACACCCACGCGCGCACUAUCAGUCACUCUACUGGACACAAAGAAGGCGUUCGCGCGGCGCGCGGUCGAGCAGCUGGAGGUAAUCAAAGAGGCCAACGUUCUGGUAUGUCUCUCUGACAGCCUAGUCACGCUAUAUGACCUGCAGACACUCAGCGACACAACUCCGCUCAACAACACCAAGGGCGCGAGCCUGGUGGCCGUGCAUACAAGCGUGGACCACAUCGACGGGAUUCCGACGCUGGUGUCGAAGCUGGCGGUGCAUGCGAAGCGGCGCGUGCUGGUGUUUGAGUGGCGGGACGCAGAGUUCUACAAGUCGUUCGAGUACUCGGCUGCAGAGCGGAUAAUAGCAAUGCAGUUCUGCGCAUCGAAUCUGCUGGCGCUGUCGUCGGCCAAGGAGUUUCUGACGCUGCAGCUGCCGGAGGGCCAGUGGGACGACCUGUUUCCAGCGGAUACUCAGCCGCCCGUGGGCAUCACAUACACAUCGGCAUAUGUCGUGGCCGUGUCGCAGGCCCCAGCCGCGGAGGGCACAAGACACAACGUGGAAGUGCGCAAUAUUGCCACGCAGGCGCUGGUGCAGACGCUGCUGCUGUCGGAGGAAGAGCCGCUGCGUGCGCUGAACGGCGCUGGCGGCAAGCAGGUGUGGGCGAUUGGCCAGCGCACAGUAUGGCGGCUGAUGCCGGCGCCCAUCGAGCAGCAGGUCGAGGAGGUGCUGAAGGCGGGCCAGUACGACGAAGCCCUGUCGCUGGUGGCCCAGGCAGACAACAUCCUGGAGGACGAGAAGGACGACCUGACGCUGAAGAUCCGCUGGCUGCGUGCGCGCUGGCUGUUCCGCGACCAGGCGCAGUACGAGGAGUCGCUCAACGAGUUUGCUGAGCUGGGCGCCACGCCCACCGAGGCCAUUGCGCUAUGUCCCGAGCGCAUUGCAGGAGAGCUUGCCGAGGAGUAUAGUGACGAUGGUACCAGCACUGACACUACACCAGAAGCUGCCGAGGCUGGCAUCCAAAAGGACACAAAGAAACGCAAGCAGGUCGUGUCAGAGGAUGGGUCCUCAAAGUUCCCUUCACGCGAUGCUGACAGAGACGACACCACGCCACACGUGCGUCUGAAGCGCCUAAACUUUUCGCUGCAGCGCAUGCAGAUCCCGGUUGCUGCCAUGGCUCAGGUCGUCGAUACCACAUUGCUCAAGGUGUAUCUGGAGUGCAGCCCUGGUCUGCUUGGUCCGCUGCUGCGGGUCAAAAACUUUUGCGAUGUUGAGCAGAGCGAGCAGCUGCUUUUGGAUGCCCAAAAAUACCCGGAGCUGGUUGAUCUGUACCACGGCAAAGGUCUGUACCGCAAUGCUCUGCAAUUGUUGCAGUCUCGUGGCCAGGAUCCUAGCGCAGGGCUUCUAUACGGCACAUACUCAACCGUGCGCUACCUGCUGCGCCUGCCAGCCGACCAGUUCGAGCUAGUGCUCAGCUACGCCAAAUGGCCACUGCAGAACCGCGACACAGCAGACCUGGAUGCCGAGGAUUGGCCCGCACCCGAAUCUGUGGUAUCGACAGUGUUCGCUGACGACCGGCCGGCUGCUACUGCGUUCCCACGCGCCCGUGUCGCCUUGUUCCUGCGGGAUUUCUCGCCCUCCCUGGUUGUCCAGUAUCUGAAAUACGUGUUUGAGACGUGGGAUGACUCGACCACUGGUCUGCAUGACGAUAUGAUCACUGCCUACCUCGACAUGUCUCCCCGUCUGAUCGUCUCGCGCGACGCUGAGCCCCGCCGUAGUCUGCAACUGUUUUUGAGAUCCAGCCAGCACUACUCGCCGGAGCGCGCGUUGGCUAGAUUGCCGGAUGACGGGCUGUUUGAGGAGCGCGCGUUAGUGCUGGGAAGGCUUGGCCGGCAUCGCCAUGCGCUGAACAUCCUAGUGUACAGCGUCGGCGAUCUGCAGUUAGCUGAGCAGUACUGCCUGGAUGCAGCCAGCGCUGGUGUGUUUGUUGAGUUGGACCUUGAAACCGUCCGCAAACACCUGCACCGUGAUUUUGCCGGGCACCUUCUGUCUGUCUAUCACCAUUAUAUCCCCGCCAACAAGGCUCUGCAGAUGCUGCCCUCCGACAUGCCCUUCACCAGCUCCAUCAGUGACUACCUGCGCAAGCAGCUAUGCACGCUAGAUGAGAAAGUGCGGGCCACAGACAUUGUGCACAACCUGCGCCAGGCUGAGGACUUGCAGGCGCGCCGGCGUCUGGGCGCAAUGCAGGCGAAACGCGUGAUAAUCACCGAGACCCGUACCUGCCCGCACUGUCUGAAGCGGAUC
This is a messenger RNA of Linderina pennispora, 2391 nucleotides long. RefSeq lists its product as uncharacterized. The transcript has 5 exons. The record is from RefSeq and is a predicted model, not a curated record. Gene Ontology annotation, cellular component: fungal-type vacuole membrane; cytoplasm. Gene Ontology annotation, biological process: vesicle-mediated transport; autophagy; intracellular protein transport. The annotation marks the transcript as partial. Lineage: Eukaryota; Fungi; Kickxellomycota; Kickxellomycetes; Kickxellales; Kickxellaceae.